UCGAGCGCAGUGAAAGCAAAACACGGAUGAUUUUGAGACCGUUUCUCGUUAAAUUCGAACCCUCAACCUCGAGAUGUCGGAGUCCCCGGAGACUCUGAGUGUCCCGGAGCGGCUGCAGCGGCUGAAGGAGCUCACGGAGUUCACGGAGGACUGCAAGAAGAAGCUGGACGACAUGUUUGAAGCGCUGGGCUGGUCCAUGGACUACAACUCCAACCGGGAUGCGAUGGAGCAAUGUCCCUACGACGCCAACCACAGAGUCCCGGUGACGAGCAUGGAGCGACACAAAGCCUCCUGCAGCCGCCGGAGGAUGGGCUACUCCGCCGAGGAGGAGGCGGAGAUGUUCGACCCUUCCGUGUGCUGUGAGAACAGCGGCGUCAGGAGCUUCACGACAGACAAAUCUACGCAGCACCAAGUGAUCCUGCAGGCGAGGUCUGCUGCACCGCUGAUGAGGAUGGAGGGAGUCUUCUGGCAAGGCCAGUACUCCGGCCAGCCGGUCGACGUGCCCCAGAACCAUAAGCGCGCCGUGUGCGACCUCACCGUGGCCGACCGCCUGGCUCUGUACGACCACGUGGUCGGCGUGCUGAGACGGAGCGCGGCGGCCGGCAGCAACGAGGACCUCUACGUGGACCUGGUGUCCAAACUGCAGACGGACGAGCAGCAGAACCAGCCUAAGACUCACCUGGAGCUGAUGGCGGAGAUGAGGGACUACAAGAGGCGGCGCCAGUCGUACCGCGCCAAGAACGUCCACAUCACCAAGAAGUCCUACACUGAGGUGAUCAGAGAGGUGAUCAGGGUCCACUCAGGGGAGCUCAGCAGACAGUGGAGGGAGGAAGAGGAGGAGGAAGAGGAGAAAAAGGAGGAGGAGAAGGAGAAGCAGGAGGAAGAUAAGGUGGAGGCGGAGUCCACCAGGUCUGAACUCUCCUCCCACAGGCGGCGUCCGGAGGAGAAGCGCCCGGCGUCGCCGGAGUCUCGCCACGCACACGGCCAACGGCGCCGCGAGCGGAGCCCGGAGAGAGAGAGCAAGAAGAAGAAGAGGAAGAGAGAGAGGGAUUCCGGCUCCCCGGACGAACACCACCACCACCACCACGACCGGAAGAAGAAGAAGAAGAAGAAAAGGGAGGACAGGGAGAAGGAGAAGUGAGGUAGUCAGUCGAGGUCAAAGGUCACCGUGGCCUCGAUGUUUCUGGGGGAUUCUGGAAAUAAAUAAAGUUUUAGGAACCGACUAAAACUUUAAAUUACAUUUCUGUCAGUCUCGAACAGGCCCCGCCCCCACCUCUGCCUGAUUGGCUGGGACCACAUGGAAUGUUGGACAUUAGUGUGAUAGCUCACCACGAGGUCAAAGGUCACUCUUGGUAAAGGCUUCAUUUGAUCUCUGUGUGCGACUUCGCGAUUUCUAACGUCAUUGGGAAACUUUGGAAAAGUCUUUUAUUUUGAAAUUUUGGUUUCUGAAAACUUGCGACUGGAAUUUUUUUUUAAUUCAUCCAUUUAAGAAAUAAAUGACACUUAAAAAUG
This is a messenger RNA of Pseudoliparis swirei, 1512 nucleotides long. RefSeq names its product small nuclear ribonucleoprotein 48 (U11/U12) (gene snrnp48). Lineage: Eukaryota; Metazoa; Chordata; Actinopteri; Perciformes; Liparidae. The coding region runs from base 74 to 1141 and encodes 355 amino acids. Gene Ontology annotation, cellular component: cytosol; nucleoplasm; U12-type spliceosomal complex. The record is from RefSeq and is a predicted model, not a curated record. The transcript is spliced from 9 exons.